Molecule: messenger RNA, 1827 nt
Organism: Micromonas commoda
Lineage: Eukaryota; Viridiplantae; Chlorophyta; Mamiellophyceae; Mamiellales; Mamiellaceae
Exons: 1
Coding region: 1-1827 (608 amino acids)
Biological process (GO): proteolysis
Molecular function (GO): dipeptidase activity; cysteine-type exopeptidase activity
Source: RefSeq, a predicted model, not a curated record
AUGUCGCGCGCGUCGUCGGCCGCCGUGCUCAUCGUGAUAGUCGUUAUCGCGGCGUUGCUUCCUCCCGAGGUCCACGCGUGCAGCACCUUCCUCGUUGGAAAGGGCGCUUCCGUCGACGGGUCCCUGUUUGUGACCCACUCGGACGACGGCGAGGGCGACCCGGACGCCAGGCUGUCGUUCAUUCCCGCGGCGGACCAUGCCCCCGGCGCGUUCAGGGACGUGUGGCCGGACCUUGAGGAUAAUCCACGCUUCGUCGGGACUGCGAGGGGCGAAACGUACCUGCCCGGUCGGGGCGUUCCGUCCGAUGCGAAGGGGACCGAACCCAUCGGCAAGAUCCCGCAGGUGAACCACACGUACGCGUACACCGAGGGAAACUACGGCAUCAUGAACGAGAAACAGCUCAGCAUCGGCGAGAGCACGUGCAGCGGUAGGUUCGUCGCGAACGCCAAGGGUUCGGGGGGCGAGGCUUUAUUCUGCGUCAACGAACUGUCCCGCAUCGCGAUGGAGCGCUGCGCCACCGCCCGCUGCGCCAUCCGCACCAUGGGCGACCUCGCCACCGAACACGGCUUCUACGGCGCGUCCGGAUCGUUCGAGGGAGGAUCGGAGACGCUGCUCAUCGCGGAUACCUCCGAGGGGUGGGUCAUGCACUUCGUGCCCUAUCCCGAGACCAACAGCGCGGUGUGGGUCGCCAAGCGGGUGCCCGACGACGAGGUCACAGUGGUGAUGAACAUGUUCACCAUCCGGUCAGUCAACCUGAAAGAUCCAGAAAAUUACAUGUACUCGGCAAACAUCAUCGACGUCGCGGUCAAGCACGGGUUGUGGGAUCCAUCCGGUAAGGACGGCGUGUUCGACUUCACCAAGGCGUACAGCGACGGUGAAUACGCGCACAAGUACUACUCCGGCCGUCGAGCCUGGGGCGCGUUUCGGCUCAUCAACCCUGGCGUCGAGCUGGACCCAAACUACGGUAAUCUGAGGAUUGAUGACCCGUACCCUUGGUCCAUGAAGCCCGCCAAGCCCGUGUCCGCGUCGGAUCUUUUCGCUUGGCACCGAGACUGGUACCAGGAUACGCCUUUCGACAUGUCCAAGGGUGUCGCGGCGGGUCCGUGGGGCUCGCCCGAUCGAUUCAACGGCGGCGACGCGGAGGUUUCCAUCCCGGGCUCGUUUGAGAGAUCCAUCGCGUUACAUCGAACCACGUACACGCACGUCCUUCAGACACGCGGGUGGCUUCCAGACGCCAUCGGUGGGAUCACUUGGUACGGGCCUCACGCCGCGCACGGCACGUGCUUUGUCCCAGUCCCGGCGGGGAUCAAAAAACUGCCGGCGGCGUUGACGAUCGGAAACGCCACGCUCGUCGACAGAGACUCGCAGUGGUGGGCGCACCGGUACGUGCACAACCUGGCGCAGAUGAAGUACGCGUACGCCGUGGAAGACAUUCGCGCGGCCCAGGCGAUGUGGGAGAACGAGGGUGCCGAGCUCGUCGCCGCCGUGGACGCCAAGUUCGGAGGCUCUUCCUCGGAGGAGUUGGACGUCGCGCUUGGGAUGUUCGAGGCUCACGUGGACAAAGUGAGAGCCGCGUGGUGGCGCCUGGGUGACGUCAUCAUGGCAAACUACGCGGAUGGUUUCGUGUCCAAGGCGAAGACCGGCGCGCCCGUGGGAUACCCGGCGUGGUGGCUCGAAGCCGCUGGAUGGAGACAAGGCCCUGAGCCCAUCCCGCCGCCAAAGACGGGCAGGAGUAAGAUAUUAUUCCGCGAAGGAGGUUCCUUGGAGCGGGGCGCGAGGGUAAGGAGAGCCGGGUCCGCGCCUCUCGCGUCGGCGUUUCGAGUGUGA